AUGGCCGAAUCCUCGAGGCUUCAGACACCUAGCCGUUCAAAUCGCUCUGGCGAAGCGUCACCGUCAUUUGCGCAGACCACGGCCGAGUUCAGUCUCGACAGCGACCUCGAUUUCGACCCUGACGACGACGAUGAUGAUGUCGAGGACUUGCAUUUGCAUGAGGCACAGCUUGGCGGUGGCCAGGCCUACGAGCUGAAGAGCCUAAGUGCAUCACCUGCGAAGGAUACUGACGACGGAUGGGGUGAUGAAGUGACGUCGCUGCGGAGAAGAGCUAGCACCAGCACCGUCGCGAGCUUCCAGCUUUACACCCCUGACGAGGAGAGCCCCUCCUCUCCAGAUAUUGGCAAUGCGCGCAUAGCUGGUAUGGACGAGGAUCUGCAGACGAAUCCUCCGUGGGACGGUUGGUAUGAGUGGACAUUGACGGCCUUCUAUAUCUCGUACAUCUUCUUUGAGUGGAUGUCGCUGUUAUGGAAGCUCAUCCCUGCCCACAUAUACGUCUCCAUGAUUGUCCUCUCAUGGGGACUGACUGCCUCGCUGCAGUCCGUCUCCGUCUCGUACCCUACGCUCAUUUUCCUUCGGGUUUUGCUGGGUAUCGGAGAGGCCGGCUUCACAGGCAUACCGUUCUACCUAUCCUUCUUCUUCAAACGAGAGGAACUAGCAUUUCGUACCGCUAUAUUCAUCUCUGCCGCGCCGUUGGCAACAACAUUCGCAUCGUCCUUGGCUUGGCUCAUCACCAACUAUGCAGAGGCUGGACCCAUAGCCCCUUGGCGUCUCUUGUUCCUCGUCGAGGGCUUCCCAUCCGUUCUCGCCGCCGUAGCCGCGUGGCACAUCAUUCCCGAUAGCCCGGAUACGGCGCGUUAUCUCACUGCGCGGGAGCAAAAGGUGGCUCGCCUUCGACUUCGACGCGAGAAGCCGCGCCAGAAGAAACAUGGGGGAAAGGGUCAUAGCAAUCUCAACCUUGGUGAAGUGUUUGCUGUCUUGUGCGAUCCCAUGGCGUUGCUGACCGCGGCCAUGUUCUUUCUUACCAACAUGGCGUACUCCUCCUUACCCGUAUUCCUGCCCAAGAUCCUCACCGAGAUGGGCCACUCUCGCCUCGCAUCGCAAGGCCUUAGUGCUCCUCCAUACUUCCUGGCCUUUCUUGCCGUACUUUUCACAGCGCAUCUAUCGGAUCGGGCGCAAACCCGGUCCAUUCCCAUCAUACUGCAUGCCCUCGCAUCGGCCGGCGGAUACGCCGCGCUCGCCCUAGCAAAGCCUAUCGGUCUCUCGCCAUUGCUGCGGUAUCUCGCAGUGUACCCGGCGGCCAUUGGCUUCUUCAACGUCGUAACGCUCACCGUGGCAUGGAGCAUCAAUAACCAAGCGUCCGAGAGUAGGCAGGGCGGGGGGUUCGCCCUGAUGCAGAUUAUUGGGCAAUGCGGACCGCUUGUGGGGACGAGGUUGUACCCGGAUCGAGACGCACCUUUCUAUGCGCCUGGGAUGCAGACCUGCGCGGGUGCGAUGCUCGCCGUGGCUGUCUUGGCGCUGUCUCUGAGGUUCUACCUCUCCUACUUGAACCGCAAGACAGACGUCGCUUGCGCCGUUGGUAGCGAAGCCGAAGAAGAGGAGGGCUUGGUGGGAUCUGGGGGCCGUAAGAGGACGGCCAGCGAGGGGUUUCGAUACAUGCUGUAA
Colletotrichum paranaense is the source of this 1665-nucleotide messenger RNA. Its product is annotated as major facilitator superfamily transporter. Gene Ontology annotation, biological process: transmembrane transport. Lineage: Eukaryota; Fungi; Ascomycota; Sordariomycetes; Glomerellales; Glomerellaceae. Gene Ontology annotation, molecular function: transmembrane transporter activity. Gene Ontology annotation, cellular component: membrane. The transcript is spliced from 3 exons. The record is from RefSeq and is a predicted model, not a curated record. Bases 1 to 1665 code for a protein of 554 amino acids.